CAGUUCUACUGGAAGAGGUGUUGCAGGUACUGGAAGUACACCCAACAGUGUAGCAUCUAAAGGUGGAUCUGGCGGAUUUGGUGGCUCACCUCCACCUGCUUAUGCUGCCACAAGAAGUAAGGAUGGAUACAAAUCAUAUGUUACUGACAAAAUCUUUAGGUUCUUAUACAAACUAUGCCCCAGCUUAUGGAGGCGGAUAUACAUCCACUGGACGUUAUGGUUAUGUAGGACGAUACAAUCCAGUUUUUCCUUAUUUCUUUAUUAUGCCACCCUUCUUAUUUUUGGGCUAUCAUACUGCCUAUCAUCGCUACAAUUCAGAGACUGGUUAUUAUUAUGCACCUCAGUUAACUGAGCAAGGCAGCAGCACACAGAAUGUGAUCAUCAAUGGCACAGCUAAUUCUGGCAAAGAUGAAAAUUACCAUUAUACGUUUAAUAUCAGUACAAACAACCAAUUUCCUAUGGUGGAUCAUGCCUUUUUUUCUACUUCAGACCAAAGUGCUCCUAUCUCUGAUUUUGUCUAUCGUCUCCAGUUUACUCAAUUGGUUGAAUUUGAAGAUACAAACCAGAACGGCUUUUAUGAUCCUAAUGAACAGAUUUACUCAGUAUCUUCUCUGCGUAAUUUAGCAUGGCAACCCUUCCAAGUGUCGAAUAUAACAGUACCCAAUAAUGCUACUCAAUUUUAUUUGCAGACCAGUACAUUUGCCAAUGUUACUUAUAACAAUACAAGCCCAUUCUUUACUGUCCGCAUUACUUACCGUACCAGUAAUAUUCAAUUGAACAAUACAGCACCUAUUGUGAUGCAGCCCAACUCUUUAGAAUAUGAUUUUGCUAUUGAAGGAUUUCCCAAUACACGCCCUAAUGCUCGUUUGGCUGUUGCUCAAUUGGUCUCUACUCCUUCUGAUGUGCCUAUCAAUUUCGAUGUGAACAUGACAACACCUGUCGAUGUAGCUAACCAAAUCAAGACAAACAUGACUUAUGGUCUCUCUAUCGGCGAUUACACAGAAGGAAGACUAGAAUACCAAAAUACAGUCAAUAUUUCAGAUGUAUCAACAAUCAGCAAUGACUUGAAUCCUCAGACAUUGGCUUCUAUUCCAACCUAUACUGAAGAUGACUGGAUUUGGGGAUCCAAUGCUUCUGCUGCUAAUCGAAACAAUAAGCUCUUGUUUGUGACUAUGCCUUUUAAUGGCUCUGGAAGUGCUUCCUUCUCUGGUUUUGGGUUUUUAGAUACAGAUGUUAUGAGUGCUAUGGCUGCAAGUGCUGGUCAUCGUCUUGUACAAUCCAGUGCCCAUCUCCUGCUUGUUUUGAGUGUCGCUGCUUAUUUAUUUCUUUAAAUAGAAUGUUGCACACAGCCACAUCUCUGAUUACGUCAUGGUCAAGACAAACACAUCCCAUUUUAAGAGCAGAUAUUAAGCCAGUUUAAUAGUAAUGUCGACAUUUUGAAAAAAAAAAAAAAAAAAGACGCAUCAGGAAGUGUGAUGCUUUUUGUUAUAUUGAUAUAUUUAUCUAAGCUGUGUAGUGAAAUGAGAGUUGGACGAGAUUGAGCGUUCAGAAGUGAGAAUUAAAAUAUCAUUUAGAUGGCUAAGACAAGAUUUGAAAAAAUCCCUUUGUUCGUGAGGAUCAUCCAAGUAGGCAUUGAAUGCUGCUUUCACAUUCUCAGAACCAUCAGAAACAAGCUGAGAACUUAGACCAGAACUAGUUUCUGUAGGUUGUUCAGCAGCAAUUUGAACCCUUUGAGCU
This is a messenger RNA of Gilbertella persicaria, 1737 nucleotides long. RefSeq lists its product as uncharacterized. The transcript has 2 exons. The record is from RefSeq and is a predicted model, not a curated record. Lineage: Eukaryota; Fungi; Mucoromycota; Mucoromycetes; Mucorales; Choanephoraceae. Bases 102 to 1331 code for a protein of 409 amino acids.